Messenger RNA from Phacochoerus africanus (Common warthog), 3142 nucleotides. RefSeq names its product death domain containing 1 (gene DTHD1). The transcript has 10 exons. Gene Ontology annotation, biological process: signal transduction. The coding region runs from base 140 to 2896 and encodes 918 amino acids. Gene Ontology annotation, molecular function: protein binding. Lineage: Eukaryota; Metazoa; Chordata; Mammalia; Artiodactyla; Suidae. The record is from RefSeq and is a predicted model, not a curated record.
ACUAUUAUGUUGCAUGAAAGUGCUGGCUAGCUGACUUGGAUCAUCUCCUGGACUUUUAGAAGCAAAAAACCAUACCAAGUUUGAAUUUGCUAAACCUUUAGGCUUUGCUGUCAGAAACAUUCCACUCUUGGAGCAUAAGAUGGAUACAGAAGACAUAGGCUCAGGGAAACUAGGCCAAAUAUUGAAGCAGAUUUGGAGACAAAACGUGAUGCUAAAGCAGGCGCUCCUGGGAGAAGACCAUUGUGAAGGGGCUGGUGGGGCCACUUGGAUAGCCACAGUGGUCUUUCUGGGUCAAGGGCUCAGUAGGGCCCUUCACCAACUCUUGGAGCACACUGCAGGGACUCUGCGCUCCACCUGCCAGCAGCUGUGUGUUCUGCUUGACAAAGAGAAUCACUGUACCUGGACACAAGAAAUCAUGACUUUCAGAGAGUGCCUCAUGAAAAUAAAUGAAUAUUUGGGGGGCACGGCUGCAUUUCUAAAGAAAGAAGAAAAGGAGAUGUGUAAUUUAUGCGGCAUGCAUGAUAAAUGUGCUCCACAGCAGACAAUGUCCGCCAUUCAAGAUAUCAAAGCCACAGACAUUGCUGCAAGAGAGGAACAAAAUGUCAUAGAAACAGCUACUGUGUCUCCCACAAGUAGAGAGGAAAGUCAUUACCCAAACCAGGUCCAGUUAAAAAAAAAUAAAACAUAUAGGAGCUCAGAAUUAGUGGAAAAAGAAAACAAUACAUCAUUGAAUGGAGAUGUAACAGGGCAAGAAGAGUCACAGAACAAAAUGUUCCCAGAUAAUACAGAAAAUGAAAACGAUAAACAAACAGAACACAUGACUGUUGAGAACAUAAAUGGCAACAGGCGAGAGACACAUGACAUAAUCCAGACAACAGAAAGAGAAAUUCAAGAGACCUCAGAAAGCCAAAGAGAAGAGAUGAUCAUAUCCUCAAUAACAUGUGAUAUCACCAAUAAAUAUGUGACUAGUCUUCUUCCCAGUGAUCCAGAGAGUUUAAAGCAAAAGGAAAACAUAAUGGAAAAGGAGUAUCUUGAUGUGCUGAAUGAUAAUACUCUCCCCCAAGUGUCUUGUUACAUUACAGCACCAUCCUCUGUUCUACAGCAUCUAGAAUGCCGGAUAAUUAAUAGCAUGAGUUCUUUAGUAGUGAGUGACAAUGAGGAGUUGGUCAGCAAUGUCAUCACUGUUGAGUGCUCAGAAAUGGAAAAGAGAAUUCCAUUUCCAAUAUGCAUUGCAAUUCCAUUUACUGCACGUUACAGAGGAAAUUACAGAGACAUCAUGGUGAAAGUGUCUGAUGUAAACUUUCAGUCAAGUUACUUGACUCCAAAUUCACUGGAAGGAAUGAGAGGAAGUUACAAGGGAACCUAUGCUGAAGUGAAAGUUUAUAAGCUGGGUAUCUUUUCUGUUGUGUCCUGUUUAAAGAAAGAGUCCUUUACAGUAACAAAGAAAGGCCUUACUCUUAAACCAAGCAUGGAUUCCCGGAUAUCCUUAAAUUACCCUCCAGGAGUUUUCAGCUCACCAGUGCUUAUACAAUUAAAGGUCCAGCCAAUUGACCCAUCUUUGGUGGCAUAUUUAAAAACUCAGCAAGAUAUUUCCUAUUCAGUACUAUCCACAAGUCCUGUGAUUCAUAUUCAACACCCAUCAACGCAUCCUUUCCAGAAACCAGUCACUGUAUUCCUACCUUGUUCGCCACACCCUGAUAAAAAAAAUCUUGGGUCUGAGGUAGAUCAUAAAGGAAGAGCUAGUACCACAGCAAACAGAGUCAUACCUUUAUACCUCAACUGGACAAAAAGAACUUCCAUAAGAAAGCCUGGAAACACCUGUGAAUCUUUGAAACUAUUGGGAUUCAGAAGCCGAGACAGUGGUUGGUUUGUGCUUGAUGGUGUUGUGGUGAGAACCACACAGAGUGGCUUGAUAUCGUUUGAAUUGUGUGAACAUUUAGAGAGGUUUAUUGUGCUUCGUCUGUCUUCCAUUAUGGAAAAUAGCCAUUUGCUUUCUUUUGUGAAGUCUUUGGAGGAAGCCAUGUUCAGCACCACUGCCUGCAUUGUACUUUAUCACCAGAAAGACAACCCACAUAGAGUUGUUAUUUUGGUGGUGCCUUCUAAAGAUUUAAACCAGGAGCUCAGGCACUUGCGCUUGGGAGGACUCAGUGGUCCUCCAGAGCCAUCUCGCCAUUUCCAGGUGAAAGAAGGAGAACAACUUCUUUUAAGGUUUACUGGAAACAUAUUUGCUUCAAGCAAUGGGAAGGAUUAUGGAAAAGACUACAAGCUUAUUUUUCAUUUACAAAGGAAACCUAGAUUGGAACUCCAAAUCAAAGAGGUGGAUGAAUUUGGAAAUUACAGCUGCCCUCAUUACAAGGGUACCAUUAUAGUUUAUAAAGCACCUAAAGAAAAGAUAGUUCACAACUCGGAUCAAUCUCUUAUACUUAAUGAAAACAAUUAUCAGUUGCCAAUUUGCAAAUUACCACUGAGAUUGCCAAAGCAUGAAAAAUUAAUCAACCGUCCACAGAGUACCAAAAGAAUUUCUACAGAUCCUCUAGAAGCCCUGUGGAACAGCUUGCUCUACUGGCUGUCAGAGGAGCUCUCAGAAGAAAACGCGCUGUGUCUCUCUGCAUCCCUCCCGUUGCGCCGCAGCACCGUUCAGCUCAUCAAACUGAAGGCCCCCAAUGACCUUGCAGAACAGACCUACGAACUUCUCUGCUUCUGGAAAAGAUCACUCCCAAAUUCCACCGACAAACUUCGCCUUCUAGCUCGCCAUCUCCGCAAGAUAGGCAGGAGUGACCUUUCAGGAGAGCUCAAAUUCAAGUGGGAAAAUAAAGUGUUCACUGAACCACCACGGUGGUCUGAUGGGGCAGAGGAAAGCCCUGUGGCUCCUUCUGCCCUAGAAGAAGGGCUGUAGCUGGCUUGAGGAUGGCUUCUGUCAACGUGUCACUAGCAGUGUCCAAGUAAUGUCUGAAGUGAAUCUAUGUGAUAGAUGUGUUAUUGAGACAAGUGAAGAGGCGGUAAUCAGACAAAAGCAUUUGUGGGUUGGCUUCCUCCUUCAUGGUUCAGUGAUAUACGUUCUGCAGGUGUGACCGUCCAGAGUUCAGCCAAACUUAUUAUCAGUUGUAACAGAGCUUGCCCUGUUUAUAUUUUAAUAGAUAGG